Messenger RNA from Sugiyamaella lignohabitans, 2766 nucleotides. RefSeq names its product Utp21p (gene UTP21). Gene Ontology annotation, cellular component: small-subunit processome; Pwp2p-containing subcomplex of 90S preribosome. Bases 1 to 2766 code for a protein of 921 amino acids. Lineage: Eukaryota; Fungi; Ascomycota; Dipodascomycetes; Dipodascales; Trichomonascaceae. The record is from RefSeq and is a predicted model, not a curated record. Gene Ontology annotation, biological process: rRNA processing. Gene Ontology annotation, molecular function: protein binding. The transcript has a single exon.
AUGCCUUCUGUAGCGGUUGAAUCUACCGACGCUAAGAGAAGAAAGAUUUCUUCCUCGACUCCUGUCAAGGCCAUUUCAUCAAGGGUCUUUUCUCCGUUCCGUACUAUCGGUCUUGUCACAGAUGGAACACCGCUUGCGAUAACAUCUCUUGGACAAUCAUUCCUAGUAACAACUGUAGUCGAUAAUUCCUUUCAAAUUUAUGAUGCUUCGAACCUCCACCUCCUGUUCGUGUCUCAACCAAGAACACCAAGUAAGAUAACUUGUAUCCACUCGCAUUUCCACUAUGUUUAUGCAUCUUGGGAACGAAGUGUUGGUAUCUACAAAAGAGGUAAUCUCCAAUCUACUAUCGUCCUACCAGAUGACCACGAUGCUAGCGAAAUUAAUAGCAUUCUUCUAUUUGGUGGGUACUUGUGUGUUUCGACUAGUGAGACCCUGUAUGUUUACAAAAGUGAUGUAAAGUCACCUGCAAAUGUCGAGUUCUACACCUCUUUCAGGGUUCCUAAAGUUCUUGGCCAAAUUAAGCACCUCUCACACCCUCCUACUUAUCUCAACAAAGUAGUUAUUGCAGCAAAGUCUUCAGUCUUGGUGUUCAACGUCAGAUCUGGAAAACUCCUCUAUACUUCUGAAGAUUUUGGUUCGUCUAUUACCGCUGUUGAACCUUCUCCAGUUUUAGAUAUCGUUGGUAUUUCUACUGCUGCUGGUGAUAUUCAUCUGUAUAACAUUCGCAGAGGCAAAAUUGUUUUUUCACUAGACAUAGGUGAGCAUGUUUCAUCUAUUUCUUUCCGUACUGAUGGCACACCACAUCUUGCUGUAGGUACCGCUUCUGGUCAUUUGUUCUUUUAUGAUUUGAAUGGGAAACGACGUAUACAUUCAGUUAGAGGUGCCCACAGUGAGGCUUCUGGUGGUGUCUCUAAGGUACAAUAUCUUAAUGGACAAUCGAUUGUUAUUACCAAUGGUGCAGACAAUAUUAUCCAAGAGCUUGUUUUCGAUCCUUCAAUAACAUCUUCGGUAGGAAGUGAACGAAGUAUAACCUCGCCACCACGUGUUCUGAGAUCUCGAGGUGGCCAUGCGAGACCACCCACAAGUAUUUCUUUUACUGAUGAAGAAGCCCAUUUUAUUCUCUCGGCAUCUCAAGAUAAAUCUUUGUGGAGCUUUUCUCUACGUAAAGACAGUCAAAGCCACGAAUUCUCCCAGAGAACAUCUGCCACUACCAAUGGUAAGCGAAAUGCUGGCCUCGCUGGUAGCGGACUGCGGGAGAAGUUUUCUGAAAUCACUGAUCUGGCCUACCAGGCAAAUAAACAAAAUAGGUGGGAUAAUAUCAUUACUGCCCAUAAAAACUUGGAUUAUGCUAGAACUUGGAGCGGUAGUAGGGGUAUAGUUGGAAAGUACAAUCUCCAUACUCUAGAUGGAGGCAUAGUAAAGAGUGUAGGAAUCUCACAAUGCGGCAACUUUGGGUUGAUAGGCUCAUCCCAGGGUAGUAUUGCUGUUUACAACCUUCAGAGUGGUACUCUGAGACGCAAAAUAGUGACAACUAGUCACAAAAAGGCUGUGACGGGUAUAGCAUCGGAUAGCUUCAACAAGGUGAUUAUCAGUUGCUCAUUAGAAGGUUUUGUAAUGUUUCAUGAUUUCCAUAAUGCCUCGCGAAUUGGCAAAAUAAACCUUGAGUCAUCUGCUCUUCAAAUGAGAUUUCAUUCCAGAUCCAACCUGUUGGCCGUCGCUCUUGAUAACCUUUCUGUUGUUGUUAUUGAUAUCCAAACACGACGUGUUAUCCGUGAACUAUGGGGUCAUACCAAUGCUAUUACUUCUUUCGACUUCACUCCUGAUGGACGUUGGAUUAUUUCGGCUUCGUUGGAUAGCUCAAUAAGGACUUGGGAUAUUCCGUCGGGUGGCUGCAUAGACGCUGUUAAGGUGAACAAUAUAGUAACAUGCUUGAAAGUAAGCCCCAAUGGCGAAUGGCUGGCCACUUCCCAUGUUCAAGGUGCUGGUGUUCAACUCUGGACCAUGAAGUCCCAGUUUCAGAAAAUUUCAACCCGUACGAUUUCUGAAGAUGAGGUUAAUGACAUAGUCAUGCCAAACUCUACUGGUGAAGGUGGAUCUAAUAUUAUAGAAGGCGCAUUUGAACUUGCCCAGGAUGAGACGGAUAUGGAUCAAUCUGAUUGGAACUCUCCAAAUACUUUGAGCGACAAGCUACAGACGUUGAGCUUAUUACCAAAAACUAAACUGAAUACCUUGGUACAUUUAGAUCUUAUAAAACUCAGAAAUAAGCCUAAAGAGGCUCCAAAGGUACCUGAAAAAUCGCCAUUUUUUCUGGGUGUUCCAGGUGUAGAGUCAGAAAGACAAGAAACCAGUGAGGGACCUUUCAAUCAACCAAAAAUGAAGAACACUAUUUCAUCUGAGUCCACAUUCACCCGUCUUCUAAGGAGUGGCGAUGUAGAAGGGUUUUUGACCCACCUCAAGGGCCUCUCUCCCUCUGCCACUGAUCUGGAGAUUCGCUCCCUCAACACAUUCCCUCCACUGAAUGAGUUUAUAUCUUUCAUUGAUGCGUUAACCUACCAGCUUCAGCAGAAGAGAGAUUAUGAACUAGUUCAGGCAUGGAUGACAAUGCUACUUAGAAUCCACGGGGACAUUAUUUUGGCCAAUCAGAAGGACAGUGACCUUAUUGCAUCUCUGUCGUCUUUUGAGACGGAACAAGACUCCGAAUCUGUAAGACUUGACAAGCUUACUAAAUACUGCUCGGGAGUCUUAAACUAUCUAAGAACUGCAUAG